Molecule: messenger RNA, 684 nt
Organism: Gongylonema pulchrum
Lineage: Eukaryota; Metazoa; Nematoda; Chromadorea; Rhabditida; Gongylonematidae
Source: the annotation of a GenBank genome assembly
GUGCAUAACGAUAGGAUAGGUGCUGUAGUCGAAAAUUCAUGGAAACUUGAUCAUCAGCAACGCUGGAGACAGUCGUUAGAAGCUGAUAAAAAGUCCAGGCAAGAGGAAGAAGUAGCAGCGAAUGAGUCCAGCUUGUCGACAAGUGCGGAAACGAAAUGUGUUGAAGCGAACGAGCAGAGAGAAGCAAUUAAAGAGUACUCGAUCCGAGCGGGAUCCCCAGCUGACAUCAUCCAGGAUGGAGUUAGUGAGGCUAGUGUUCAUCAUUAUCGGCCGACCAGCUCCGGGAUUUCGCUCAUUCGCUGUUACAAGAAAUUGGUAAAACUUGAAGAAGCUUCGACAGGAAUAGCAGCAGCAGCAGCGCCGACAGCACCAGCACCGGAGCAUCCCGGAUCAGCAACAUACAUCAUUUUCACACUGCUUCGUCAGUCGCCUCAUAUGGUCUUGUCAGGUGACUGGACCGAAGUACAAAUUGUCCAUCUUCCAAAUGUUCCCGGCUUUGGCCUAGGCAUCGGUAUAGUCGGUGGUGCCUCAACUGGAGUGGUCGUUAAGACGGUUCUACCAGGGAGUGCUGCUGAUAAAGUUUGUUUAUUGUCCGACAUAAUUUUUCGAUUUCCUGGAAUUCUUAUUCAGACAACAGUUCUUCAUUAUGACAUGUGUCUGUGUAUAUUUGCAUACAUGGUAUGA